UUUCCAAACUUAUAGAUUAGAUUCCAUUUUCAUUUCAUUUUUCAUCAUCCAAAAACAAGUACCCACAUUUCUUGUUCCUUUCAUUCAUGGCAUCAUCAUCAGCAUCAGCUCUUCUUCAGUUUUGUACAAUUCAAUUUCAUUCGUAUACACAACGUGUCUUCCACGCGCCACCUACCGUCUAUAUAAACCUCCGCCCAUUAUCUUCUCGGUGCUCCGUCAUUACAUGUGCUCGCCGUCGUACUACCAACAGCAGCUCUUCAAUAUCCAGAAAAACCAGCAAAAAGCAAGGUUUUGGUCAAAAAACUGUUGGUAAGGAGGAAGAUAUUGAAGAGGAUGCAUUUGAAGCACUUUUUAAGCAGCUAGAGGAGGAUCUUAAAAACGAUGGCUUAUCAUUUGAUGACGAUGAUGACGAGAUAAGUGAGGAAGAUCUUAUAAAGCUUGAACGUGAGCUGGAGGAAGCACUAGCUGACGACGAAUUGUUAGGAUUGUUUAAUGAUGAUGCGGAAGAUGAUGAGAAAGUUGAGGUGGAAAUCAAAAGCAACAAAGUGUUGAAUAAAAAAGGUACAACGGUCAGUGAAGUAAUUGAGAAGGAAGUUGAAUUUAACAAAGUAAUAGAAGUGGAAGCGAAGCACCAAAAUCAAAGCGAGUGGGAAGGUGAAAUUGAAGAAGACAGAGAUGAAGAUGAUGUAGAUGAAGAAGAAGAAGGACCACUGGAGCUUAAAAGAUGGCAGCUUCGGAGAUUGGCAUAUGCACUUAAAGAUGGACGCCGUAAGACUAGUAUCAAGAAUCUGGCUGCAGACUUAUGCCUCGAUAGAGCUAUUGUUCUUGAAUUACUUCGUGACCCCCCUCCGGAUCUUCUUAUGUUGAGUGCUUCAUUACCUGAUAAAGCCGAUUCAAAGAUAUUGAAGACUGUAAUCACACCUGAGGAUGCUGCUCUGUUGGCAAGUGAAAGAGAUGCAAUAAAAGGUAAUACCACCAAAAAGGUUCCGGUUCAUGAAAUGCAAAAUAACUGGUCUGCUCAGAAGAGACUGAAGAAAGUGCAUGUUGAGACACUUGAAAGAGUUUAUAGACGAUCAAAACGUCCCACUAAUGCAAUGAUUAGCAACAUUGUGCAUGUGACGAAAAUACCUCGCAGGAAAGUUCUGAAAUGGUUCGAAGAUAAACGUGAUGAAGAUGGUGUUCCCGAUCGACGUCUACCAUAUCAAAGGGAAACAGAAGAACAUGAUUCUGAGACCCAUGGGGAUGUUAUAGAGGUUCAAAAAGCCAUUUAGGAGGCAGAGAUCUUAAUGGAUUGCAAUAUUAACGAAAUAGAACCAGUUUAUGCAAAAAGAUGGUAAUAGUAAAGAUCAUGGACCAUUUCAGUAUUGUUGCAGUUUUGGUUGUGGUGGAGUGAGAAAAGGUCAGUAUAAAGAAAAGCUUGGCGUUUACACCCAAAGAUUGUACACACCCUUUUUUUGACAGUACGUGUGGUUGGUACAAUAAUGGUGGUGAUUCAGGUAAAUUGAACAACAGUGAUAAGUGAGUUUGGACACAUGCUAUUUUGUGGAAUCUGUUGUGAAAAUUUUAAGUCUGGUCAUCCUCUUCAUUGUUACUAAUUUACUAGGAACUUUUACCGCGUUUCCCAGCGUGAUUAUAAUGCAUAUUAUAUAGACAAUUUGUGGUAUCAAUAGUUAAGAUUUAUUUCAA
Molecule: messenger RNA, 1686 nt
Organism: Erigeron canadensis
Lineage: Eukaryota; Viridiplantae; Streptophyta; Magnoliopsida; Asterales; Asteraceae
Product: protein OVEREXPRESSOR OF CATIONIC PEROXIDASE 3
Exons: 5
Coding region: 87-1271 (394 amino acids)
Biological process (GO): regulation of transcription by RNA polymerase II
Cellular component (GO): nucleus
Molecular function (GO): DNA-binding transcription factor activity, RNA polymerase II-specific; DNA binding
Source: RefSeq, a predicted model, not a curated record